Molecule: messenger RNA, 1346 nt
Organism: Emericellopsis atlantica
Lineage: Eukaryota; Fungi; Ascomycota; Sordariomycetes; Hypocreales; Bionectriaceae
Product: transcription initiation factor IID, 31kD subunit-domain-containing protein
Exons: 1
Coding region: 408-1172 (254 amino acids)
Biological process (GO): RNA polymerase II preinitiation complex assembly; DNA-templated transcription initiation
Cellular component (GO): SAGA complex; transcription factor TFIID complex
Molecular function (GO): RNA polymerase II general transcription initiation factor activity; protein heterodimerization activity; transcription coactivator activity
Source: RefSeq, a predicted model, not a curated record
GGGAGGCCAGCCUAAUUACUAAGGUACGUACCUAUAAUACUAAAUUAACCCAACAGCGUAAUUAGUGCGCAAAGCCAUUUAGGGGCAGUAACUGGACACGUCCAAUCUGCUUCCCGCAUUCAUCCGAAGCAGCCCGCCCCACCACCCCGGCAUCCGGACAAAGAAGGUUCCGACGUACCUUGCUUGGCUUCCCGCAUACACCAUGCAUCUCACAGAGAGCUUCAAUGCCCAUCAGCAACACGCAUACACCCCCAACAACUCGGCGCCUCGAGCUUAGAUCAACAAUCCAAAACCACGAGCUGGGUCGCAAGUCAUCAUAUAGGACCGCAUACCCGAUUUGAUUCCCAUCCUCAGCCGAUCAACCUUCAAAUUCACGCCCAGCGUCGCAGUCGCGCGUUCCAUCCACCAUGGCCUCGAGCCAGCCUCAGACGAACGGCGGUGCUCCUGCGGCCUCAGCAAACAGCUCGCAAACUGUGCCAAACACCCAGAAAACCCAAGCGACAGCCCCAGCAUCUACAUCUACACAAUCCCAUGGGCAAUUGCCCCCGUCAUCCUCAAACGCAGCCCCCCGACCACGAGAUGCCAGGCUCAUCGAGCUGUUGCUCACGUCGCAAGGCGUCACAUCCUACGAGCAGCGCGUACCCCUACUACUCCUCGACUUCGCAUACCGACACACCUCCUCCAUCCUCAACGACGCGAUCCACCUCUCCGCCGACCCCUACAUUCAGCAAGCCGGCUCCAAGGGCGCCGGUGCCUCCAGUGCAGCGAAUCUAGCAGCGGGUGACGCAGCCGUCACAGCCAACGCCGUCAAGCUGGCCAUUGGGGCGCGUUUGAGUUACCAGUUCCGCGGCGGAAGCACAGGCGGCGGCAUCAGCAAGGAAUACAUGCAGGAGCUGGCGCGCGAGAAGAACAAGGUCGCCCUCCCCAAGAUCGUGCCCAACGAGUGGGGUGUGCGCCUGCCCGGCGAGCGGUUCGUACUUAGCGGGACGAGUUGGGGCCUGAAGGACGCGUGGGAGGAAGCCGAUCGCCUGCUCGACGAGGACGGCGAUGACGCGAUGGAGGGCAUCGAGGCCCCGCCGCUCGAAGACGAGGGAGGUGACCCCGUCGAAGGGGGGACAGUGGAGGACAUGUUUGGCGACGACGUGGACGCGGAAAUGGCGGAGGGUUCCUAAAAGGCACACAGUUGUAUAUCUGGGCAGUCCGUACAAAGCGAUUGGCCGGUAAAGGUUCAUGGGCGAAUCUUGGUGUUUUCUUGCAAGGCGUACAGGAUGGAUUCACGGCGUUGAUCUGUGGGGUGCGGCAGGCAUUCGUAUCAGAUCCUUGGUAAUGACGAUUGACAUUUCCAC